Messenger RNA from Fusarium pseudograminearum CS3096, 786 nucleotides. RefSeq lists its product as uncharacterized. The transcript is spliced from 2 exons. Gene Ontology annotation, cellular component: Swr1 complex. Gene Ontology annotation, biological process: chromatin remodeling. The record is from RefSeq and is a predicted model, not a curated record. Bases 1 to 786 code for a protein of 261 amino acids. Lineage: Eukaryota; Fungi; Ascomycota; Sordariomycetes; Hypocreales; Nectriaceae. Gene Ontology annotation, molecular function: nucleosome binding.
AUGAACAACUUCGGGGUCGUCGAGCUCGCCAGCGCAAAGACAACUUCGGCGCCAGGAUGGGCUUAUGUCCCCGAUAAUACCAUCAGUCGUUCAACAGCACCGACCAACAGGAAACGCGCCAGAAAUGUUCCCGGUCUUACAUACAGCGAUUUGACAGCUCGACAAGAUAACAAGAUCCGAAAGGAAGUCGAGGCCUUGGACAAAGAUGGCGGAAAGGACAAUACGAUACCGUUGCCUGUGAAAAGUGGAAGAGCCCAAGGGAAGCAUACACCUAAUGUUCGAAAGAUUCUACAAUCGCAAAAAACUUUUGGAAACCACCUGGACGAUUUUCUCGCGAUGCAAGCUCUCGCCGAGUCCAACCCUGCAAUCUCUCGCGCAUCCGGCGCAAACAGCAAGCGUCUCUCUGUCAGUCGAAAGGACACCCCUUCAUCCUCCAAACCACCACCAGACGAGGACACGACGAUGACCGACGCAAACCUCCCUCCUCUACUCCCUGAACCGUCGAAAUCCCCGCCAGCGAGUCAUCCGGGUGAUUAUAACCCAUUGCUUGUGUCGCGCGUGCCUGAGAUGCCGUCAGAUGAGGAGCUGCGCAAGCUUCUUGCACACCCUCCUCUCAACUAUGGCGAGGCAACGGGUACUAGAGAUACGAAGUAUCCUGCUAGAUCGUUCUGCGAGGUUUGCGGAUACUGGGGACGAGUGCGCUGUAUGAAAUGCGGAACCAGGGUCUGCGCGCUGGAUUGUUUAGAGGCGCACAAGGAAGAAUGUGUCACACGAUACGGACUGUGA